AUGGCUUGGAAUCCUGCCGUCAAGAGCGACUGCUCUAACCUCGUGGCGGGAGAUGCGUAUUGCGUCAAUGGAGACACUAGCCCUUCCUCUUCUUCACCAUCCACGAGAUCUGCCGUUCCAACACGUGCGUCUGCUUCAGCAUCUUUACCACUACGCUUCAACCAUCGGACUACAAAGAGCUGCCUCAAGUGGUAUGUCGUUCAGUCAGGGAAUAUCUGCUACUAUAUUGACAACGCCAACGGAAUUUCGUUCACGCAAUUCAGAGCAUGGAAUACAGGUGUAGAUGCUGGGUGUAGUAAUAUUAUACCAGGUGUGGCAUACUUUGUCAGUUCAGCAGCGGUGACAAAAGCCAAGACAGGCGAGAUUGAGGUGGAGCCUGUUUGGAAGGAAAUGCUGCCUCCAAAAUUUCCGGGAGUUGACAGAGCGUUUGAUGAGAUUGUAACGGAGGAAGAGUAG
Messenger RNA from Hyaloscypha bicolor E, 456 nucleotides. RefSeq names its product carbohydrate-binding module family 50 protein. The transcript is spliced from 2 exons. The coding region runs from base 1 to 456 and encodes 151 amino acids. The record is from RefSeq and is a predicted model, not a curated record. Lineage: Eukaryota; Fungi; Ascomycota; Leotiomycetes; Helotiales; Hyaloscyphaceae.